Labeo rohita (rohu) is the source of this 4097-nucleotide messenger RNA. RefSeq names its product bone morphogenetic protein/retinoic acid inducible neural-specific 3b (gene brinp3b). NCBI's taxonomy places the organism in Eukaryota, Metazoa, Chordata, Actinopteri, Cypriniformes, Cyprinidae. The record is from RefSeq and is a predicted model, not a curated record. The transcript is spliced from 8 exons. Bases 435 to 2735 code for a protein of 766 amino acids. Gene Ontology annotation, biological process: negative regulation of mitotic cell cycle; positive regulation of neuron differentiation.
GUUAAGGCAGGAGAUGCACUCGUGGGGAAACCGGCAUUCAUGCUCCAUCAUUUUUUACAGCGGAUCAAGACCGAAAGAACAUUCAACCUGCUCCCCCAGAGAGAAGAGAGGGAUCUAAAGAAAUCUCACUUUUUAUUCCUGCAAAAAGCGUUUCGCAUAAAACAUUUUUUUCCUACCUCUGUCAGAUGUGCGUCAACUUCUUUCAUUGCGCGGGAGCGUGGAUUUGGGGACGCGCGCGCACCUGCUUUAACCUGAUGUGAGAAAACAAUUUAUCGACAUACUUUAGACCUCUAACGAACAGGAUCGCUUUCCUUGGCGGACAGCUGGUCGGAGGAUUUCCAAGUGUUGUUUCCGCUGUGUUUCGGAUACCCGAAGUGUAACUCAUGUCAGGACACAACGGGGACUUGCGAGGAGGAAGCAUGUAUGGCUGAAGGAUGUGGGCUCGGAGUGUUGGUCCUAGACCGCCUGACCUGAUGCUCUUAUGGGAGGGGAUGGUGAUCUGUCUCCGCUGGGCUUGUGUGCUCGUCUCUCUGACUGUGUAUGUGGGCUCCGCGGAACCGCUCGGUUGGCUGCUGUCCGAUAAAGGUCCUUUCCAUCGCUCUCAGGAAUUCAUUGAGUUCACCGAGCGAUACCAACACGGCUUUACCACCAGAUACAAAAUAUACAGGGAGUUCGGCCGAUGGAAGGUCAACAGCCUUGCUGCGGAGAGACAAGAAGGCAAUGGGGUGGCCGUGCCCUUUGACCCCGACUUUAUCCAUAACAUCAGGCUUCUGGGGAGAAGGCCAAGCCUGCAGAAAAUUACCGACACCAUCAUUAAGAAAUACGGAACUCAUUUCCUGCUCUCUGCCACUCUGGGAGGCGAGGAGUCCUUGACCAUUUUCGUGGACAAAAGCAAACUCAGCAGAGGUCAGCAGAAUGGCGGCACUUCCAACGCUACAGCCGGUUCGCUGACACUCGAAGCCCUCCACCAACUGGCAGCAUCUUAUUUCAUUGACAGAGACAGCACACUGCGGAAGCUCCAUCACCUCCAGAUCGCCUCCACCGCCAUUAAGGUAACAGAGACCAGGACCGGCCCUUUGGGCUGCAGUAACUAUGACAACCUCGACUCUGUCAGCUCCGUUCUGGUUCACAGCCAGGAGAACAAAGUUCAGUUGCAAGGACUUCAGGCUAUUCUGCCGAGUUAUUUAAGGAGCAACUUUGUUCAGGCUGCCUUAGGCUACAUAGGCUGCAAUGCUGAAGGCCAAUUUGUGUGCAAAGACAAUGACUGCUGGUGCCAGUGCAGCAAGGAGUUUCCCCAGUGUAACUGCCCUGAGGCUGAUAUCCGUUCCCAGGAAAACUACCUGGAGCGCAUGAGGGAGGCCUGGAGGCAGGAGAACCAGGAAUUUCAAGACUCAGAUGAGUUCCAGAGCUUCAUGGGUAAAUUACCAACACAAAGCGCUCUGAAUUCAUCAAGAAUCCAGCAGUUGUGGAAGACAGACAGCGCUCUACAGCAACGCUACAGGCAACUAGAAAGUCGCGUUAGCCUCCUGCUCUCCAAGACCCGUCGAACUGCUAACAAGCUCUUCAGCCUCAGCAAGAGAUGCCGCACACAACCCAAAAUAGCGUCUCUAAGGGAGAGGCCUUUGAGCUACUGGCUACAGUUCACCCUGUCCAUCCUGUACUGCAGUGAGAAUAACCAACUGGGAUUUUACGCAGAGGAAUUACGGAUUUGCGCCUGUCCGUAUGAGAGCCCCUCGUGCCAGGGCAUCGUCCCGUGCGAGGUGGGCGACGGCCACCGCUGCGCUUCCUGCUCGGUGGACAACCGCACUCGAUGCUCCAGCUGCAACCCGGGUUACGUUCUCAGUCAUGGAGUUUGUAAAUACGCCGUACCCAACCCUACAGACCACUACCUGGGCUUUGAGACCGACCUACAAGAUCUGGAGCUACGCUACCUGUUACAGCACCGAGACGGUCGCAUCACCACGCAUGCAAUCUUCGUCAGCAAUGAUGUUCGCCUCAACGUCUGGUUCGACCCGUCUUGGCGAAAGAGGAUGCUGCUUACGCUGAAGAGCAACAAGUUCAAAUCCAACCGUGUUCAUAUGCUCCUGGGCAUCUCGCUGCAGAUCUGCAUGACCAAGAACUCCACCAUAGAGCCUACGAUGUCCGUCUACGUCAACCCUUUUGGUGGUAGCCAUUCAGAAAGCUGGACCAUGCCCAUCAAUCAAAAUGGCUACCCGGACUGGGAGAAAACGAAGCUGGACAUUCCGUUGGAUUGCUUCAACUGGACCUUGACUUUGGGAAACCGGUGGAAGAGCUUUUUUGAGACCGUUCACUUCUACCUGAGGAGCCGGAUUCGGACCGAGUCCUCUCAGGGGAAUGAUACGGUCUACUUCGAGCCUCUAGAGGCUACGGAUGCCUCUCAGAACUUUGGAUACAUGAAGAUCAACAGCAUGCAGCUGUUCGGUUACAGCAUGCACUUCGACCCCGAGGCCAUCCAGGAUCUGAUCCUACAGUUGGACUAUCCGUACACUCAGGGAUCUCAGGACUCUGCUCUGCUGCAGCUGAUGGAGAUCCGAUAUCGGGUCAAUAGACUGUCGCCUCCUGGACCACUGCCAUUAGAUCUGUUCUCCUGCCUACUUCGACAUAGGCUCAAACUCUCCAGCUCUGAGGUACAGAGAAUACUCACCACACUGCAGACUUUUAGUGCCAAACAGCCCUUCUACAAAGAGUACGAAGCUGCGAAACUUUGUAGUUAGAAAGCAAACUAAUUUAUUUUUGCCAUUGAUGUUUUGCUUUACUCGUUGAGAAGCUAAUUUAACUGAAAAUUCUUUUAUGAGGGGGGUCACUGUUGUUGCUGUUUGAUAUAAAGUCAUUAUUGUUACAUAUUUGAUGUCUUUGGUUCAAAUGGUAGUUCAGAUGAAACAAAGUUUUGCACAAUUUUAUCAAUUCUGCCAUGUUUGAAAUUAAAUAAAAAUAGGCAAAAAGACCUAAUUUAAAAACACCAAACUUUUUGUUAUGUUUUUGUAACAGGCUGAUUGCAGUUGGCUGGAUCUCAAACAUGCAAUGUAACAUUUUAAGAAUGUAUUUAACAAAAAGCAGAAAACUGUCUAUUUCCAUCAUUAUUUAGAAAUCCAAUGUAACUCCUUAAGACUACCUAGGCUCAUUGGAAAUAUGUGCCCUUAUAUACAUUUCUGCAAAACUGAAAAAACAUUCCUAUAUGUAAGGAGCACUGCAAGUUUCUAUUUGAAAUGAACAUUAGCGGCAGUAAAACUCUUUAAACUGACAACUUUAAAGGGGUCCUAUUAUGCUCUUUUACAAAGUCUUGAUUUUGUUUUGGGGUUGUACUAGAACAUGCUCUCAUAUGUUCUCAUAUUGGUGGUUCGAAAAACGUUUACAUUAUUACAAUACCUUUCUUCCCAGCCUGGCACAAAUGGCUCAUUAGUUCCGAGUUUAAUGAAGGCCUGCCUUCCGAAAAAAGGAAAUGUGUUAAUAUUGGUUAGCUGUCCUACUGCGUUGUGAUUGGCGAACAGUUUAGAUAGUGUUUUAGUACCGCCAUGCCCCUUGUCAAAGCAGUUAGCGCAAGCUAGAUUAAAGUGAUUCUUACGUUUUAAAUAUGGAUAUGUACAAAUACGCAACAUUUUACUACAGGAGACCCCCCAGAGCCAUGUGAGGCACUUUUUAUUAUGGAUGGAUGCACUUUAUUAGACUUGUUUUGGACUGAUGAAUAGAAACACCCGUCUAUGCCAUUCUAAAGCUUGGAGUGCCAGUAUCAUUUUUAAUAUAACUCAGAUUGCAUUCGUCUAAAAGAAGGAAGUCAUAUACAUCCAGCCUGUAGCCUCAACACUACAGUAGUGUUGAGUCCUAUCCUCAGUCUAGUGAGAUCGCCGAUACAUGAUAUUAUCAUGCUCAUUUAUUUAAUUAUUUUACAUAAUUAUUUUCAUUGCCUGAACCAGCUCCAUCAUAAGGCUAAAAGCAUCCUAACAUUAACAUUAUUACAGAACAUCAUCACUAAUUAGCCUAGCCUAGUCUAGUACAAGUUUAUGCAUUUUAAAAACACUUGCGUUAUAAGUGAUGCUAUUUACACUGUAUGAUGAAUAAAUCUCUUACCACACACUGCA